AAAACGAAGCAGAAGGACGAAGAAAAGUGCUUCCGGGUGAUAAACAUGUCGGCUCCUGUCGGGGUGUCGGCACCGGUGUUCGGCCGUCCUGCCGUCCCUGCCUUCCCGCCCAUGGCUCUGUCGGCCGAAGCCGCUCCGUUCAGUCCCGGAGAGCCGGACUGCUCGCCGCUUGACUCUCUGUCGGACGCGGAGAAGCAGUUUUCCCGCUGCGCCGCAAAGCUUCGAGCCCUGAGAGCAGACUGCAGCCAGCUGAGAGAGGAGCUCAAUCAGCUGUUUGACCUGCUGCUUUCAGAGAACUACAACAGGAGCUGCGACCUUCCCAUCACCAUCCGACCAGAGGAUGUGUGCAUUCUGCUAAAGAACACCACUGGCCUCGUACCUUUGAAUCAAGAACACUUGGUUGUUAAAUUCUGUCAACUUGUUCAUCACCUCCUCAAUCAGCUGAAGGUUAUAAUGGAUGAACAGACACUGGAUGUGCUGGUAAACUACACUGUCAAUGCCCUGAAACAGUGCAGUACAUGGACCCACUCAGAUGUUCUCUUGGCACUUUCCACAGUUGUGUAUGGUAAUGGAUCUCAGUGCCACCAGCUUGUCAGUGACCUGCUGCGUGAAGAUGGAGUCAUUCUGCAGUACAGUUCUCCUUCCCAGCCAAAUAUCGAGUUGAGGCACGUUGCGCUCACCUGCAUGGCCAACAUCUGCCUCAGGAUUCCAGGUCAGCCACUUUUGGACGAUCAGUACAGAAGUGUUUGUUUCAGACUUUUUCUGAAGACAUUGCAGUCACCCAAACCUCCCAACACUGAUGAUCUCUUCUACUGCAUGGUCAUCCAGGCAGCUCUGAAGGGACUUCAGUUCUGUCUGUCAGGUGGGAAGUGGAAAUUUGGAGGAGGAGAGGAGCUUGGAUCUGUACUGGCUGCACUAAAGAGGCUCAUGUUCCAGGGAGCCCCUGGUUUAAGUGUCGACUGGCCAGAGGUAAUUUACCCAGCACCUCUUUCACAGUGUGAAAGUCUCUCUCCACCAAGGCCUACUGAACCACCAAAAACUUUAGAAUCACCAAAGCAGGCAGAUAAGACUGGAAAAGCAUCAGGAAAAAAAAGGAGGAAAUCAAAAGGAAAGAAGACAAAACCUGAUGAAAGCAAAGUGGAUGACAGAGAGGAGGAAGAUAAAGAAGCGGUGCCUGAAGGCGGAGGGGACGUCAGCAGAAAUGAUGAGGAGAGCUUAGCCAGACCGUCCGCCUCACUUCUCUACCCGUUCUGGAAGCUGAACAGUUCUGAAUCAGAGUUUUCGGACAUUGAGGGGAACGCACAAAGCAAGUUAAGAGUUUAUCAGUGCCGUGUUCGUCAGUUGGCGCUGCACUGCAUGUUAGCAGUAGUGAAAGCUGUUGAGAAGAGGACUCUGUAUGGUUACUGGUCCUCCUUCAUCCCUGACUCUUCUGCUGGUGGACCCCCAUCUCUAACUCUUCUUACAAUUAUACUAAAAGACCCCUCACCAAAGGUGCGACUGUGUGCACUUCAGGUGCUGUCGGCCAUCUUGGAUGGUUCCCGGCAGUUUCUAGCUGCGGCUGAAGACACAGCAUCGCCUCGAACGUCUUACACCCCGUUCUCAUUCAUGCUCGCUGCUGCUAUCAGAGAGCUGCACCGCGGCCUCAGCCUGGCUCUCCUGGCUGAAACGUCCUCUCAAACACUCACACAGGUCAUAAAGUGCCUGGCGUUCCUGGUGGCCAACGCUCCCUAUCAUCGCCUCAGACCUGGCCUGCUGAGCCAGCUCUGGAAACAGAUUCGUCCUUAUGUGCGCCACAGAGAUGUGACUGUACGCGGGUCUGUGCUGAGACUAUACGGGGCGACAGUAACGGCUCAGGCCCCCCUCCCUGAGGUGCAGCUUCUCCUCCAGCAGCCAGAAAACCUCGGUGGUGGCAGUAUGUCCGGCUCGGUAACACCGCAGGACUCUGCUCUCAGCUGGAGACACAGGAACGGAGCGGCCUCACCUGCUCGGACACCAGCAGCUUUCUCCCAACAAAACUCAGGCACACAUUCUCCCCAGCUUCCUCACACACCAAGAGAGGAGGAGAAGUCGUCACCGUGGCUACUGAAGCUGUGUGUUUCUCUGGUGAUUCAGCCCAGAGAGGAGCAGUCAGAUAGUGAGGGAGCGGGAAGGAGUGCUGCUUUAGAGCCUUCUCAAGUUCGACUCGAAGCUUUGCAGGUUUUGUCCCAUCUGGUACGCGGUUAUUUCCCUCUUGCUCAAUCAAGCCUAUAUGAGAUCGGGCAGGUGAGCGUUCGUUGCCUCGAGGAGACAGACCCCUCCAUACAGCUACACAGUGCAAAGCUACUUGAAGAGUUUGGUGCAGGAAUAAUCCAGCAGUACAGACCUGAGAACUGUGUUCCUGAAAGCUCUAAAGUUCCUGUGAACCAGGUGGUGGAGUUUUGGUUAAAAGUGUUGAGUGGGCCACUAAAUGCAGCACUGCAAAACGAACAACAUCCCACGCUACAGGCAAGCGCCUGCGACACGCUGGCCUCCAUCCUGCCACAGGCCUUCGCUCAGCUGCCUGAUAAAACCCAGCUGAUGUGUAUCACCGUGCUGCUGGGCCUGACCUACAUUGAGAACUAUCUGGUGAAGACUGCAGCCGUCAGGGCUUUGGGAGUUUACAUACUGUUCCCUUGUUUGAGAGAGGAUGUGAUGUUUGUGGCUGAUACUGCGAACAUUAUCCUCGCUGCCCUUGAUGACCGAUCUACAAACGUCCGUGCAAAAGCUGCGUGGUCUUUGGGAAACCUCACAGACACACUUAUCAUUAAUAUGCAGAAUGUAGGCGUGGAUUUCCAGGAAGAAUUGUCUGACAUGCUUCUGCUGAAGAUGCUGCAGGCAGCAACUCGAGCAACUGCAGACAGAGACAAGGUGAAGUGCAAUGCAGUGCGAGUGCUUGGAAAUCUGCUUCAUUUCCUGCGUCACAGUCAGAUGACUCGGCCUGUUUUCCAACGCCCUCUGGAAGAUGCGGUUCGUGCUCUGGUCAAAACCGUCCAAUCGGAAGCAGCUAUGAAAGUCAGGUGGAAUGCCUGUUAUGCACUGGGAAAUGCGUUCAGAAAUUCCUCCUUGCCGCUUGAGACGGCUCCAUGGUCUCAGGAUGCCUUCUCCGCCCUCUGCCAUGUGGUCACCUCCUGCAAAAACUUCAAAGUCCGCAUCAAGUCAGCCGCCGCCCUCGCGGUACGUGACACAAAGCGCUUCAGUUGUGUGUGGCACUCUCUGGCCACAGCCCUGCAAAACAGCGAAGACGUGGUCGACUUUCUGGAGUACCGCUACAGCGCCAGCCUGCGACACACGCUCUCUGAGGCUCUGUUGCACCUGCUCAGCCUCUGCACGCUGCAGGACAUGCCUGAACUCAGCGCGUCGUUGGCCGGGGAGGAGGGCACGGGCAUCAGAGAGUAUUUAAUCAAGUAUCUUAAGGCAGAGGAGGAAGAAGGAAAAACAGGAGGAGAAGAUGAAGCAGGAGAAGAGAGGAACUCUGGGCAGGAGAGUGGACAAUUGCAGCAAAGACUGGAUCGACUCCAGGAGACUCUUGUCAGACUUCAGAGCCUGAAGAUUGAAGAGGAGGGAGGGGAGAAGGAGAAGGAUGUGGUGGUUCAUUUCCUCGAGGAUCUGUUGAAGAUAUGUGAGGAGUUUUAGAAAUUUACCUCAACCUGAGUUUAAAGUAAAUUAAACUUUACUUUGAACUAAGUAAAGUUUAAUUUACUGAGUUCCCUCAAAAGGUUGAGGGAGCAGUAGAUCCUCAAACCUGACCCCUAACUCAGAGACGGGGUCUCUGGCAGGUGAAAAAAGCCUCACUAGAACUCAAAAAUAUGUUCAUGUAAACCUGAAAUAUAAAUAUGAUUGAAAAUAACAAUCUUUUUGUGUCAACAUUUGAAGUAAAAAUACUGUAACUAUUUAGGUUAUGUGCAUGUUAUUAUAUCUUUUAUCAUCCCUUUGAUUUCUAUACUGCUACAUUGUUUUCUAUUGUUUUUAGUUAAUAAAAAGUAAUUGUACUUGCCUAAAAUUUUUGACCUGUAUUUUAUCAUAGUCAUAAUUGACUAACUGAAGUCAAGUCAUCAAAUUAUUCAAUGACACUUUUUGGAAACAUUAGAAUUGGUAACUGCAAUACUAACCUUGUAUUUACUUGAUUUCGGAUAAUACCAGAGUUCAUAUAGGUAUUACACACACCUAUAUGAACCACACUGCACCGUCUUUGGCUAGAUGUAUGACUGAGUGUACAGAUAUAUUUUGCAUCCCUUGUAUUAUUGUAUGAUUUGGCUGUCUGAAAGUAGAUUGAUACCUUUGUUGUUUUUCUGAUUCUUCUAAAUUUUUCUUCUGUCACAAACUACAGUGCCUUGCAAAAGUAUUCAUACCCCUUGAACUUUUUGACAGAGCCACUUGUGUAUGUGUAUUUUAAAAUAUAUUGUGAAGUGGAAGGUGAAGAGUAGUUUGUUUUCAAUUUUAUUUUUUAUAAAUAUAAUUUGAAAAGCUGUGGUGUGUGUAUGUGUAUUGUGGCACCCCCUAUCUAAUGUGAUUAAGAUCCAAACCAAGUUUUGAUAUGGUGCCUUAUAAUGAAAAGUACAAUGUACAUCACUAAAAGUCUCCUGGAUUGUUGGGGUAAGUUGCUCUAAGAGGAUACUUUGAUCAUGGCAGGAUUUUUUCAGUGAAAAUAGUCUUUUCUCAAAUGCACAAAGAGCUAUGAAAAAAUAUGUUUAACCCAGUUCUAUCAAAUUCUGAUACUUUCUGCAGAAUGUCAAUUUUUUCAAAACAUUUUGCCAGCAGGAUGCCACCAAAAGUCUGUUUUCCCCACAAUGUGGUAACACACAAACUAAAAGUUUUUGAUGCUGAUUCAAUUACAUGUACUUGUUUAUAGCUUGACAUUUCUUUUGACUUUAUAUUUUUGUGUUUGUUGUAUUUGUUACUGCCUCUCAGGCCAGGAUUCCCUUG
This is a messenger RNA of Poeciliopsis prolifica (blackstripe livebearer), 4941 nucleotides long. It is a transcript of the gene heatr6, whose product is annotated as HEAT repeat containing 6. The record is from RefSeq and is a predicted model, not a curated record. NCBI's taxonomy places the organism in Eukaryota, Metazoa, Chordata, Actinopteri, Cyprinodontiformes, Poeciliidae.